This is a messenger RNA of Brienomyrus brachyistius, 4859 nucleotides long. It is a transcript of the gene stk3, whose product is annotated as serine/threonine kinase 3 (STE20 homolog, yeast). Gene Ontology annotation, biological process: protein tetramerization; intracellular signal transduction; regulation of MAPK cascade. Gene Ontology annotation, molecular function: ATP binding; protein serine/threonine kinase activity. Lineage: Eukaryota; Metazoa; Chordata; Actinopteri; Osteoglossiformes; Mormyridae. The transcript has 11 exons. The coding region runs from base 270 to 1745 and encodes 491 amino acids. Gene Ontology annotation, cellular component: cytoplasm. The record is from RefSeq and is a predicted model, not a curated record.
AGUAGACGCCUGUAUUAUCCAAUAGGAGGGCAACUUGAGGAAUCACUGUCCAAUCAGAAGAGAGCAGUGCGUGGAGGGCCGUCCCCCGUGGAGCAGCAUGUUCGGGAGCGCGCGCCGCCUACGUCAUGGGAUUGUCACCAACGAGACAGCUGGGCAACUGAGUAUGAAACUUGACUAGAGUUGGCAGUAAUAUCCCUCUUAAUUUCAUAUUUCAAGGUGGAGCAUCGCGGUGUCUAAAGGACUAUUUUUCCCCUUUAUAAGAUAAAAAAAUGGAGCCGUCAGCGCCGAAAAGCAAGCUAAAGAAACUGAGUGAAGACAGUCUGACCAAGCAGCCAGAAGAAGUAUUUGAUGUUCUGGAAAAACUUGGAGAAGGGUCCUAUGGUAGCGUUUACAAAGCUAUUCACAAAGAAUCCGGCCAGGUCGUCGCCAUCAAACAGGUGCCCGUGGAGUCCGAUCUGCAGGAAAUCAUCAAGGAGAUAUCCAUCAUGCAGCAAUGUGACAGUCCCUACGUGGUGAAAUACUAUGGCAGUUACUUUAAGAACACAGACCUGUGGAUCGUGAUGGAGUACUGUGGAGCGGGCUCUGUCUCCGACAUCAUCAGGCUGCGCAACAAAACGCUCACGGAGGAUGAGAUCGCCACCAUCCUCAAAUCCACCCUGAAGGGACUGGAGUACCUGCACUUCAUGAGGAAGAUCCACCGAGACAUAAAGGCCGGGAACAUUCUGCUGAACACAGAAGGCCACGCCAAGCUGGCUGACUUUGGUGUGGCUGGGCAGCUGACGGACACCAUGGCCAAACGCAACACAGUGAUCGGCACGCCCUUCUGGAUGGCUCCAGAGGUGAUCCAGGAGAUCGGGUACAAUUGUGUGGCGGACAUCUGGUCCCUGGGUAUCACCUCCAUAGAGAUGGCGGAGGGCAAGCCUCCCUACGCGGACAUCCACCCAAUGAGGGCUAUCUUCAUGAUUCCCACGAACCCGCCUCCAACCUUCCGGAAGCCCGAGCUUUGGACCGACGAGUUCACAGAUUUUGUGAAGAAGUGUUUAGUGAAGAACCCUGAGCAGAGGGCUACAGCUACACAGCUCUUACAGCAUCCCUUCAUCAAGAACGCCAAGCCGGUGUCCAUCCUGCGAGACCUGAUCACGGAGGCCAUGGACAUCAAGGCCAAGAGACACCAGGAGCAGCAGCGCGAGCUGGAGGAGGACGAGGAGAACUCUGAGGAGGAUGUGGAGGUGGACUCCCACACCAUGGUGAAGACCAGCUCGGAGAGCGCAGGCACCAUGAGGGCCACGGGCACCAUGAGCGACGGGGCGCAGACGAUGAUCGAACACGGCAGCACCAUGCUGGACUCCGACUUGGGCACCAUGGUCAUCAACAGCGACGAGGAGGAAGAGGAGGACAGCACGAUGAAGAGAAACGCCACUUCCCAGCAGGCUCAGCGGCCCUCCUUCAUGGACUACUUCGACAAGCAGGACCCGAAGGGCAAGGCCCAGGAGAACUGCAACCAGAACAGGCCAGAUUCCUACCACAUAGCCAAGAAUGUCUUCCCUGACAACUGGAAGGUGCCACAGGAUGGGGACUUCGACUUUCUGAAGAAUCUGAGCUUUGAGGAGCUGCAGAUGCGGCUGAGUGCGCUGGACCCCAUGAUGGAGCGGGAGAUUGAGGAGCUGCGGCAGCGAUACACGGCUAAGCGGCAGCCCAUCCUGGAUGCCAUGGACGCCAAGAAGCGCCGCCAGCAGAACUUCUGAGGGCCGUCCGGAGGGGGGGAGCCCCUCCCCCCCACACACCAGUACCCCGCGGAUCUCUGAAGUCCGAUCCCUGGGAGUGAGAGUGACCUGCUACCAGGCCACUCCCAUUUAUACUGAGCCUCUGUGUAAUUAUACAAACCACUCCUCUGCUCUGGGAUCCCUACCCAUCGCAUGGGCAUGAAUGCCUGUGGGUGCCAUUUCUUCUUUAUCCUGCACCCCCCCCCCCCCCCCCCGGUCCAGGGUCAUACUCGUUUUCCCUGUGGAGCUCUUGCCCUUCUCCAUCGGUGAUCCCAAAGCCCUGUCAAACGGUAGAGGUUGUUUCACACCAGUACCAUGCUUAUUCCCCUGGGUCCUCCUCGCCCUUUUUUGUCCCUUAUGAGGCACACUACCUGACCUAGCUCACCAACACUGCUGCACGCCCUUACAGAUUACAGAUGUCCCCUUUCAGCACCCCUGAACCCACACAUACAAUCACUCUGGUUUUAAUGCACAUGUGGUUUCUCGUUUCCAUUGUACAAUCUGCCUGUCUGUCACUACCAGCGUUUCUGGGUGAUAUGAAGCAAAGCUGUUAAUAAUUAUGCUAAUAUACUAUAUUUGUUAUUUAAGAGAGGGAUAGAAUAUGAAGUGUUUAGGGGGCAUUACCCCGUUUUUGUGUUUUCUCUCGUUACCAUUAGGUUUGAAUUUCCCCCCUCCAUCAUCUUUCACUGAGGUUUGAAUAGAUGUGAAAGACUUGGACUCCAGAAUGUUUGAAACCAAAGAGAUUCUACUGAAGGAUGCAUGUUACCAUGGUGAUGCAAGAUGGAUUGGGUGCCUUAAGAAGGUCUAAAGUUCAGUCUGUGGUCAUCAAAAGCACAGCAGGUCAAGGAGCAUCGGGUGAAAUGUAUUUAGGACAGUCCAAGAAACAUGCAAUAUUGAGUUUUGGAAAAUAUUUGGGGCAUUUACUCUGAUUGCGAUUUCCCAGCGCCCUUUGGGGACCAACUGAAACGUGAAAAAGUAAAUAUGCUUCCAGCGUGUUUCUGACCAUUCAAGGAUAUUUUUAUGUGCUUAAUAAACCCUAAUUUACAUUUGCUAAAAAGCAAGUUUUCUCCAGUACUCAUAAUGUUACGAAUGUCUUGAAUAUGUUAGCAUUUUGUGUUUUGUUCCGAGGCCUGCGAGUGCAUCCUUAGCCAGCUCUUUUCUAGAAACUUCCACGUUCCUAUGAUUUUACCGUCCUUGUUUUUCAGCAGAUCCAUACUUUGUCUCGUUACUACGCUGAGGAAACCCACAUUAGUUACUGAAGGCUGCGUGGUCCUGCACCUUCAUAUGAGAUCCUUCUAUAUGAAGAAACCUAUGUAAAAAUGUCAGCUUAACUAUUCCUGAAAUGUUUGAGCUUGCAGUCUAAUGCUUCCCCUGUUUUAACAGCCAACGGUACCAGUACUGAGGAUGAAGGCGGAGUUAGUUCUGUCUGAGACGUGAUUAGCUUAUCAUUAUAAGCUGGAUGCUGAACUGUCAAACAGACUCAUCGGGUGCAACCAGAUGGAGGCAGGAAGCUGGAUUUUGGUCACGAGCUGUUGCCUUCACGUUGCUAUAUUUAGCGAGACAGUUUAAGGCUGGAAACAAGCAGACUAUUGAAAAGCCAGUUUAUGGGGAAAUAAACUGACACUGAAUCUUCCCUGAUAGACACGGAGCUGCACUUUAUUGAGAUUUUUCUUAGCUCAGGGGAUAAAGUUCUGCUUUGAAGUUCUCGUAUUAAGUUCUUUGUCGAUUUAUUUUGUAAACUUUUUCUUUUUUAACCAAAGCUUAUCAUUUUGUGUGUCCUGCAGAUGUUUGAGUGUGUUGUGCGUUGUUCAGUCGUUCAGAAACCCAAACAAAACACACUGUUUCUAUUUACAGGAAGCAUCGUGUCUCUGUUUCCUGGCAGAACCUGCAGUGUUUGGGUCGGGCCGUGAGACGCGCUUAGCAAUAAGAUGCCGGAUUUUAAAUGAAUGCGCAGUAGGAAGACCUAUGGUGUCAUCCUAAAUGCAUCCGAAUGGCAUCAGCGGUGUCACAGCCGCUUUGCACGGCUGCCUAGCUCUGCACGGCUGCCUAGCUCUGCACGGCUGCCUAGCUCUGCACGGCUGCACUCCACUGGGGUGCCAGCAGUCACAUUUAAGGUGCAGCGGUUCCUUCGGCCAAGCAGCCAAUCUGGUCACAGAAUUUAAAUCCUGGUGACAUAUCGACGAGCUCGUAAUGUCAACUGAAAUUGGUUUUCCUGUCUUAGAAAUAAAGACUUUGUCUGUAAGACCGAUUUACAUACAUAAAGAUAGAUGAUUACUGGCAGGAUGGUCCUGGGUAGUUCUCGUGGAUUAACAUGUUAAAGGAAAGAGUGCUUUAAGUGAUCUUUCAGCUUUAUGACCCAUAGAGUGACAUUUAACUGCCCCCCCCCCUUUCAUACUUUAAAGGGGAUCACAGAUCCCUGCUGCAAUUAUGUCAGCUUCCUGUAUAUUACCAUUGUUAAUCUGUUUGUACUUAAACACGGACUUCUGUCUCAUUAGGCUUCUAGACAUUUUCUCUGUUGGUUGAAUCUUGUUAAUGCCAAGUUUGUCUGCUAUAGUGAAGGUGUAACGUGAAUCAGCCGUCAAGCAGGAGAGAACAGAAAGCGUGUUUCUCAGAGGCUAUAGCAAAGCCCCCCCCCCAUCCUAAUUCUCAGAAGCAGUGAAGGUGGAGUUUCUCCAUUUGACUUCUGAUCAACAGUGGCUCUAAAUAAGGUCUUUCUGUCUCAAAUUUUUUUUUUGUCAAACAUGCCUAUGUUGUGAUUCCUGGUUACCUGCAUUUAAAGAUGAAGAAAGUUCAGCCUGAAAAUGGUCCCUUUUUCUGGAUUCAGCCCAUUUAAGAUUAAAAUGCAAAAGCUAGAAAGCAACACACACACAGCCGUUAUUAUUUUGAGGUUCUGAGGUGUAGCCAGACUCUGCUCCUCCCCGUGUCAGUUCUGCCGGUUGUAAAUAGCUACUUUUGGUUUUUGAAAACUGCCGACUAGAUGCACUGACAGGCCGUGGGAAUUUUUGGAACAGAUUUGUAACCUUGUACUGAACAUGCAUAACUUAUUUUAUGAAAUGUAUUUUCCUACGAAGCACAUUAAAACCAUAGCUCAGUUGA